CUCGCUCCUGGGCGGCGGCGGAGGCGCAGGGGAAGGGGCGGGCAGGGGCCGCAGCCGCUUUCUCCUCCCACCGCCGCGCGCCAGCCCAGCGGAGCCGAACGGGCGCCGCGCCGGGCUCCCGCCACAGCCGCGCUUCCCGGCACCCAGCGGGCGAGUGGGCAGGCGGGCGGGCGCGGGCCGCGAUGGCAGCGACGGAGCAGGGCUGAGCCCGCCGCCCGCCCGCAGCCCCCCGGCCCCUGGGGCCCCAGCCAUGGCGAAGCAGUACGAUGUGCUGUUCCGACUGCUGCUGAUCGGGGACUCCGGGGUGGGCAAGACCUGUCUGCUGUGCCGCUUCACCGACAACGAGUUCCACUCCUCCCACAUCUCCACCAUCGGGGUUGACUUCAAGAUGAAGACCAUAGAGGUAGACGGCAUCAAAGUGCGGAUACAGAUUUGGGACACCGCAGGGCAGGAGAGAUACCAGACCAUCACAAAGCAGUACUAUCGGCGGGCCCAGGGGAUAUUUUUGGUCUACGACAUUAGCAGCGAGCGCUCUUACCAGCACAUCAUGAAGUGGGUCAGUGACGUGGACGAGUAUGCACCAGAAGGUGUCCAGAAGAUCCUUAUCGGGAAUAAGGCCGACGAGGAGCAGAAACGGCAGGUGGGAAGAGAGCAAGGGCAGCAGCUGGCGAAGGAGUAUGGCAUGGACUUCUACGAAACAAGUGCCUGCACCAACCUCAACAUUAAAGAGUCGUUCACGCGUCUGACGGAGCUGGUGCUGCAGGCCCACAGGAAGGAGCUGGAAGGCCUCCGGAUGCGUGCCAGCAACGAGUUGGCAUUGGCAGAGCUGGAGGAGGAGGAGGGCAAACCUGAGGGCCCAGCGAACUCUUCGAAAAGCUGCUGGUGCUGAGAGUCCUGUGUGGGGCACCCCACAUGACACCCCUCUUCCCUCAGGAGGCCCGUGGGCAGACAGGGGAGCCGGGGCUUUGCUCUGCCACUGUCCUCUCGUGUGAUGACCCUGCUGAGUAUCAGUAGCCGCUAUUCCCCCUGCCUGGCCCUAAGAGCGGCUCUACUGUCAUCUCAAGCAGCCCCUGCCCUCAGCCCGUCCACUCUGGAGUGGUCUUCAGCCUGUUUCCCCAGCCAAGGCCCGCUACGACCCCACCACAUGCCGCAAGCACCGGCUCACCACCCCGCACCCCCAGACAACAGCUGAGGCUGGAGUCCAGGCCACUUUCCGCUCCUCCUUUCUCCGCGCAUCAUGUGUCCUCUCUGCUUCUCCUCUCUCCCCCACUUCUCUCUCUCUGACCCCUCCCCUCCAGUGUGUUUCGUAUCAAAGCCCCUCACCCCCCUCCCCAUGUGUCUUGCUGUGUGGCAGCUGCUGCAGCUCGCUCCUUCCUUCCUUCCCAACCUGUCUGAGGGGAUGGACCCAGGCUCGUGGGGCAGUUCCACCCUUGGAUCCAGGAAGAACCCCCCACCCUGCCUCGUGGGUGGACCAAAGGCUACAGGGUGCUGCUUCCUCCUCCCCUCCCCACUGUCCCUCAUGUGCCAUGGGCCUGCCUCCCCAGCGACCUGAGAGAGUGGAGCAUCGAGACAGGAAGGAAUCGGCAACUGGGAAGUCCUCGAGCCUGGGGCCGCCCUACCUCCUCCUACUCCCCCGCCAGAGCUUUGCCCUUGCUUGGCUGCCCACCUGCCUUUUCGGGGAACUGAGCUCGGAGGCAGAUGCUUCAGAGAAGGAAACAAAAUGAGGGGUGGCAGGGAUACAAAGUCACCUCCAUUCUCUACCUCCCAUGCAGCAUGAACACAAUCUCUCUCCACCUGGCUCCUGAAUUUAAAGGUGUGGACCAAGGUCUGUGGGUACCCCAGGGGCAAGGAGCGUCCUGGGGUCAGUGACACUGUCAGGCCAACCAUGCAUGCCAGAAAGGAGAGCAUUUGGAAAUGAAGGACUAGCUCCUAUGUAUCAGGUUAAGAGCAAGGAAGAGCUGGCCAGGGAUAGCAGUUUGCACGGCAGAGGGGAACGUAGCAGCAGCAGGGCCUCUGGGCCCCCUCUUACAUUUCUUAGGUAAGAAGAGCGUUUGUUUCCUCAGACUCCCAGGCAGAGGACUAAGCCCAGCCUUCAGCAAUCAAGCUUCUCCUGGGACCCAGAGUUUAUGGGAGAAGGGCGAAGCCUUCAAAAGAAGAGAGAAGGAAUGCCCUGGGUAGAACGCUUGGUGCUGUUCUUUUCAGCCUUCAAGCACUCAUCUUGCCUUCUAGCUCCUGAUAGGCUUGAGGGUUUGCCAACCACACUGUGGCUACAGGUGGAGGGAAGAGGACUCCCUCCUCCAGAGUGCUAUGUUCAGGAAGUUUCUUUAACCCCAUAUGGCCCAAGAGUAGCUUGUAGAGGCCCUUUAAAGAAGGAACAAGUAAUUUACCAGCCCUACUGGGGUUCCUCCCCACCUUCCCAAGGUGGUCAAGGCCUAGGAAGAAGGUCGUUCUUAAGCCACACAUUAGCUGCAUUGCGUGGCUGCCACCAAAACAAAGAACUAGGUACUGAGCAUUUAAUCAACUAAGGACACACACACGUGAAGGAUAAGAACCCCACUUCCUUAUUCCUCCAAAAAGGGGUGGGGGUAGCACCACCAAACCAGGAAACAGCAGGAGAAUGUGGCUCAGGACUUAGGGACGGGGUAUAGAUUAGAUAGUGGAAAGCAAAGGAGAGCAGGAGUUAUAAAUCACUGGCUAAUGAGAAACAGAGCUGACUCUAGGAGGAAGCUGUGACUAUGGCUGGAGUUGCUUCCUUGAGGAUGGACUCCUUGCGUAUCAAGACCUACGUCACAUCACACUAGGACUAGGGAGGUGGGGGAUGUCAGCCCUCAGUCUGUCUUCAGCCAGGGACUUAAGAAGUUAUAUUGGGCAGUGGCUCCAACUUGUGGGCCAGUAUUGCAGCAUUCCCUGAAGAUCAGGCAGGGUGCCAUUCAUUGUCUGUCUCUCCUAGCCCCCUCAGGAAAGAAGGACUAUAUUUGUACUGUACCCUAGGGGUUCUGGAAGGAAAAACAUGGAAUCGGGAUUCUAUAGACUGAUAAGCCCUAUCCACAGGGCCAUGGCUGGGAAAAGGUAUGGGAGCAGAAGGAGAAUUCAGAUUUUAGGGUGCAGCCAUGCUCACCUUAAACUUCUGGUGGCCUGAGGCCUGUCUUGAGGCCCAGACUGUUGAGCAGUCUUUGCUGGCCUGUUUACUCGUCACCACCUCUGCACCUGCUGUCUUGAGACUCCACCCAGCCCCAGGCACGCCACUUGCUCCUGAGCCCCCACUAUCUCCCUGUGACGGGUGAACUUCGUGUACUGUGUCUUGGGUCCAUAUAUGAAUUGUAAGCAGGGUUCAUCUAUUUUAAACACAGAUGUUUACAAAAUAAAGACUAUUUCAAACCACA
Molecule: messenger RNA, 3383 nt
Organism: Cebus imitator (Panamanian white-faced capuchin)
Lineage: Eukaryota; Metazoa; Chordata; Mammalia; Primates; Cebidae
Gene: RAB15
Product: RAB15, member RAS oncogene family
Exons: 7
Coding region: 251-889 (212 amino acids)
Biological process (GO): Rab protein signal transduction
Molecular function (GO): GTP binding; GTPase activity
Source: RefSeq, a predicted model, not a curated record